Molecule: messenger RNA, 3704 nt
Organism: Myripristis murdjan (pinecone soldierfish)
Lineage: Eukaryota; Metazoa; Chordata; Actinopteri; Holocentriformes; Holocentridae
Gene: osbpl3b
Product: oxysterol binding protein-like 3b
Exons: 23
Coding region: 232-2886 (884 amino acids)
Cellular component (GO): plasma membrane; cytosol; perinuclear endoplasmic reticulum
Molecular function (GO): cholesterol binding
Source: RefSeq, a predicted model, not a curated record
AGAGUUGGCAGGCUCUGUGGUUCAGGAUAUGAUUUUAGUAUCCUGCCGCUGUCUGUCUUUUCGCUUUUGGGCUAGAUAAGCAACAUCUUCUGCUUCCCAAGCGACUGUUUUGUGAGGUUUCUACUCUCAUCACCUGGAAUUCACAUCUGAAACUGUCAAGGCUAGAUAGCGAAGGCAUGUGCCUGUUACUCCAGCCCUAGCCCACCCUGACCAAGUGAAGUCUGCAGGGAGAUGGGAUCAGAGGAGCAGAGCUCAGCCAUGUCACAGAAGAUCUCCUCUCCCUCCCGCAGCAACAGCAGCUCCUCGUCCAAACAUGACAGCCGACAGGAUAGCUGGGAAAUAGUGGAGGGCCUGCGUGGAGGCUUCAGCAGUGUCCAGGAGCCACAGAAGCAGGAGGGCUACAUGCUGAAGAAGAGGAAGUGGCCCAUGAAGGGUUGGCAUAAGAGAUACUUCUUCCUGGACAAGGGCAUCCUGAAGUAUGCCAAAUGCAGUGCUGAUAUUGAGAAGGGAAAGCUGCACGGCUGCAUUGACGUGGGCCUCUCCGUCAUGGCCAUUAAAAAGAAAGCCAAGUGCAUCGAUCUUGACGCUGAAGAAAACAUCUAUCACUUGAAGAUUAAGUCACAGGAGCUGUUUGAUGAAUGGGUGUCCAAGCUGCGCCAUCAUCGUCUCUAUCGGCAAAAUGAGAUUGCCAUGUACCCUAAUGAGAAGCCCUACUACUAUCCUCACUACCCUUCCCCCAACUCACCUAACACAGCUGAAGGUGCCUCCAUGAGAAAGCGCAUGUCUGUAGCCCGGCAGUCCUCAGUGCAUGCUGCAGGAAGCAUCCCUGUGAGCUGCAACAGUCAGGCCAAGGUAGCUGCCUGGCUCCAGUCAUCUGACGACAUGGACAAGUGUUCCAAAGACAUAUCAGUGUGUGAGUCCUUACUUCUGGAACUCAACCACCUGCUUCAAAGUAUGGAGGUUCUCCACCGUACCUACUCUGCUCCAUCUAUACAGGCCUUGCAGGCAUCUACAUUUGACAGCCCCAAGAAAGAAAAAAGACUCACAAGGAAAUGGCGCUCAAAGAACUACAACAAAGAUGCAAAAACAACUCUGCAGGUUCCCAGCUGCAUCUCCUCCGGCUCUGUUCGCCUCCAUGCCUCCAACCCCAACCUCUCCACUGCUGCCCUGGGCAAUGACAAGGCCUACCCUGAAUCCCUAGACUCCCCCAUUGACGUGGCCAAACUGCAGGAAGACUUUUGCCGCGUUGCCAACAGUUUGCACACCACCAUGAAGUCAGCCCUUAGUGCACUAACGUCAGAGAGAGAGAGAUUAACAAAAUUUCUGGACCAUGAAACAUGUCCUCCUACCCCACCACAUGUUGUGGGUUUGAAGAAUGCACUUGCCACGGCUUUAGCCCAGAACUCAGAGCUGAGAGAGCGCCUGUGCAAGAUUCAUGCCGAGUCCCACAUCGUAGAACCCACACUAAUAAAUCUUACUGCCCCUGUGCAGAAACAGGACUCCAUGGAAGAAUCUCGUCCGCUAGUGCACCAAGUGUCCAAUGAGAGCCGAGCCUCUGUUGCGGAGUCGCUGACUGAGUUCUUUGACGCACAAGAAGUUUUGUUGUCUGCCAGCUCCUCUGAAAAUGAGGCAUCAGAAGAUGACUCAAACAUCAGCGACUUCAGUGACAACAUGUCCAUGGACAACUUCAGCAACGAGACAGAAUGUGAGAGACCAAACUCAGGCUGUGUGGAGAACGGGGCGCACAUGAGUCGGCGCAGAUCCUGCCUGCCCUCGCCCUGCCCCAACAACAGCUCCAUCAGCCUGUGGAACAUCCUCAGGAACAACAUUGGCAAAGACCUGUCCAAGGUGGCAAUGCCAGUACAGCUUAAUGAGCCACUCAACACCCUCCAGAGACUGUGUGAGGAGCUGGAGUACAGCGAGCUGCUAGACAGAGCUGCGAACACACAGGACCCUUUUGAGAGGAUGGUAUACAUAGCUACGUUUGCUGUAUCAGGGUACGCAUCCAGUUACUACAGAGCGGGUGGGAAGCCUUUCAACCCUGUCCUGGGUGAGACCUACGAGUGUGACCGGCCGGACAAAGGCUUCCGCUUUGUUGCAGAACAGGUCAGCCAUCACCCUCCUAUCUCAGCUUGCCAUGCUGAAUCUAAAAACUUCAUUUUCUGGCAAGAUAUUAGAUGGAAGAACAAAUUCUGGGGAAAGUCGAUGGAGAUUGUUCCCAUUGGCACCACACAUGUAACUCUGCCGGGAUUUGGAGACAGCUAUGAGUGGAACAAGGUGACGUCCUGCAUCCACAACAUCCUUAGUGGUCAGCGCUGGAUAGAGCACUACGGCGAGAUCGCCAUCAAAAACUCUAGCAGUGACAUCUGCCAGUGCAAGAUCACAUUUGUCAAGGCCAAAUACUGGAACUCAAGUGUGAAUGAGGUGGAGGGAACCAUUACAGAUCAUAAAGGGAAGGUCGUCCACAGACUGUUUGGAAAAUGGCACGAAGCAGUUUUCUGCGGUGACCCACCCUCAGCCACUUGCAUUUGGAGAGCAAAUGCAGUGCCAGUGGACCAUGAGCAGUAUUAUGGCUUCACCAAAUUUGCUAUUGAGCUGAAUGAGCUGGACCCAUCCCUGAAACUGCUGCUACCACCCACAGACACCAGACUACGCCUGGACCAAAGAUUGCUGGAGGAGGGAAAUGUAGAGGCCGCCGAGGAGCAGAAACAGAGGAUUGAACAGCUGCAGAGAGAGAGGCGGAGAAUCCUAGAAGAGAACAACAUAACACAUCAACCUAGAUUCUUCAGGAAGUCAAAGGACGAUACUUGGGUUAGCAAGAACACUUACUGGGAGCUGCGGAAGGACCCUGGCUUCGCCCGGGUAGACUGCCCCGUGCUGUGGUGAUCCCUGAGCUGCAGAUCACACACAUUUGGACCUGCUGUUUCUACUGUGACCCAGGCUGGUUCUGGUGAUGCCUGACAGCCCUGCCAUACGUCAUUCCACAUUCAUUACUGAUUGUCUUUGUUAUUGCAGUUUAUCGAAACGUAUUGCCUUAAUAGCAACUGCUUAGCUAUGUUGUGUAAACAUUUUUAUGCAAGCAAAUUAUUAGAAUGUCCCAUACAUUUAUACAUUGAGGCAGGUUUUGCCCAGUUUUCCACCUGUUAUGUUGCACUGUACCGAUGAAACUGACCAUAGAAAAUUUACUUACAGUACAAAACACAACUAAGGAGUUCUGCAGAUUAAAAGAAGAAUCCUUUUGUUUGUUAAGCUUAAUCUGUAUGGUCACUUUAGCCGUCACCUUUACAUGGACAUUCUCUACCUCUGAGGUGAACUAGCCUAGUGUACGCAUCCAGUAUUUAUUCUGCACCUGUCUGAUGCCUUACUGGUUCAUCUUCUAUCAUUUAAUGAAUUUAUUUUUGGUGCAUCUGUUAUUUAGAUGUUAAAAAUGUAUGUUUUAUUAAGGAGUCAAGAACAACUAGAAUUGUUCAAAUGACCUUGAAAUCCUUACUGAAUCCUGCCUUUGUUUUCUGGUUUUGUAUUUUUGUUUGUUUUUCUCACAACAGUAAUUAUGACUGCUUUUUGCUCAGACUGUAUGAGUGAAUGCUCAACUGUGAGUAACAGAAGGAAAUUCCAAAUCAAGUCACACUUCACUUUUUCCAUUGCUCAGCUGUCUGCUCGGAGACUCAGCCAUGGGACCUAAGUGGGCAAGCCUUUGCUCCGUG